CCCAAUUCCCCAGAGCAGGAACGUGCCAAUCCAACCCACCACGUGUACAGACACCGCCUGAAUGCAGCUGGCCUGAAAUAUUGCAGAACUUUCCGGGCUACGGUGUAGCUCCUGUCCCCAGCGAGACCUCACUGCGAGAGCUCAUCCACUCCGAGCCCAUGGUGUGCCCUCCGGGAGAAUGUGGCAAUCUUCCCAAGCCAGGACCAGGAGCCCCAAACUCAGCCCAGCUAUGAAGAUCAACCCGCUGUUUCCGACUGACGCUGUGGAUCUAAAAGGCUUCAAGGCAGCAGAUCUGCAACUGCGAGACAAGAGUGUUGGACAGCUCCAGGCAGAUUCCCUGGCGGUGACAGAGAACUCACCAGGAGUUAGACCCCGGGGCUCGUCUGGAACUGGACAAGACAAAGAAUCGAGCAGUGUAAGCCACAACCUCUCCAGUGGAACCAGUUACUACAGCUGUGUCAGCCAGGUCACUGUCGGUUUUGACAUAGCGGGACAACUAGCGAUUGGUCUCUCUGGAUGGUCAGUGCCCUUUCUUCAAGACAGCCCGCUGCCCUGCCGUCAACCCCAGUACACGUGUAAGGACUUUAAGCCACCUCUUUUCAAACCAUUUGUUUCCCAGACUGACCAGUCAGCCCCUGCCUCUUGUCCAGCCUCGCUCUCCAUCACGCCAGUGCUUUCUUACUACAGCAGCAGUCAAGAAACCCUCAGCCAAGAAACUGAAGGUGUGAGUGUGGCUAUUCAUGGGUUUGAAAACUCUGUUCAGAUUCAUCGGAGAACUGUGCCCAUCUAUCGAAGAUCCGCUCAGAUGUCUGGGGUGAGCCAUCCUUCUCUUCCUCCUGUCACCAAGUCAGUGACUGUGGACUGCUCCUCCUCAGGAUCCAUUGAAUCUGCAGUUGUCAAUGGGAGAUACCCUUACCCUUAUCCAGUCGCUCGCAAUGUAAAUGUUUAUUUGGGUGAAUCCGAAGGUGGGAACAGCCCUUCGAAAGAUGAUGACUCCCUACUUCAUCCUGGCAACUUGACCAGCACAUCAGAUGAAACAAGCACACUGGAAAUGGGUGUUGAGGAAGCUGCAGAUAGAAAUAAAGGAAAUGGUCUGUUCUUCAGGGAUGGGAAAUGCCGGAUAGAUUAUAUCCUUGUUUACAGAAAAUCUAACACGCAAGCAGAGAAACGGGAAGUGUUUGAGAGAAACUUGAGAGCUGAAGGACUGAACAUUGAAAAAGAGUCAUCACUAACCAAUAGUGAUAUCAUAUUUGUGAAGUUACAUGCCCCAUGGGAAGUUCUUUGUAGAUAUGCAGAGUUAAUGAAUGUACGGAUGCCUUUCAGGAGAAAAAUCUAUUACCUGCAGCGGCGAUACAAGUUCAUGAGCAGGAUGGAGAAAAGCUUGAGCAGGUUCCGAGGAUGGUUGCCCAGGAAACCUAUGAAGUUGGACAAGGAUACGUUACCGGAUCUGGAGGACACAGACUGCUACACGGCUCCUUUCAGCCAGCAGAGGAUUCAUCACUUCAUUAUAAACAACAAAGACACGUUCUUCAACAAUGCAACAAGAAGCAGGAUCCUGCACCACAUUUUGCAAAGGGUCAAAUAUGAAGAGGGCAAGAACAAAAUAGGACUCAAUCGUUUACUUGGAAACAGUACCUAUGAGGCAGCAUUCCCGCUUCAUGAGGGAAGCCACAGAAGCAAAAAUUCCAUUAAGACUCAUGGAGCAGUGAACCACCGUCACCUGCUGUUUGAGUGCUGGGCCUGGUGGGGGGUGUGGUACAAAUAUCAGCCACUCGACCUGAUCAGACGCUACUUUGGUGAGAAGAUUGGUCUAUACUUUGCCUGGUUAGGUUGGUACACUGGAAUGCUGUUCCCAGCUGCCAUUGUUGGUUUGCUAGUGUUUUUGUAUGGAGUUUUCACUCUGGAUUAUUGCCAAGUGAGUAAAGAAAUCUGCCAAGCAACAGAAAUAAUUAUGUGUCCACUCUGUGACCAGCAUUGCCGCUAUAUGCGGUUAUCGUACAGCUGUGUGUAUGCCAAGGUGACUCAUCUCUUUGACAAUGGAGCCACUGUAUUCUUUGCUGUUUUUAUGGCCGUAUGGGCGACUGUCUUCCUGGAGUUUUGGAAACGGCGGCGAGCAGUUAUUGCCUAUGACUGGGAUUUGAUUGACUGGGAAGAGGAGGAGGAAGAAAUCCGUCCCCAGUUUGAAGCAAAAUAUUCCAAGAAGGAACGUGUGAAUCCUAUAUCUGGCAAACCAGAGCCUUAUCAAGCCUUCACUGAUAAAUGCAGCAGAAUCAUUGUAUCUGCUUCUGGAAUAUUCUUCAUGAUCUGUGUGGUGAUUGCUGCUGUCUUUGGAAUUGUCAUCUAUCGGGUGGUGACUGUGAGCAUUUUCGCUGCAUUCGAGUGGGCUCUGAUUCGGAACAAUUCCCAACUUGCUACAACAGGAACUGCAGUGUGCAUCAACUUCUGUAUCAUCAUGCUUCUGAAUGUGCUGUAUGAGAAAGUUGCUCUGUUUCUGACCAAUUUAGAACAACCUCGGACUGAGUCAGAGUGGGAGAACAGCUUCACUUUAAAAAUGUUUCUGUUUCAGUUUGUUAACUUGAACAGCUCUACCUUUUACAUAGCCUUUUUCCUGGGAAGAUUAACAGGACGCCCAGGAGCCUAUCUGAGAGUCUUGAACAGGUGGAGAUUGGAGGAGUGCCACCCAAGUGGUUGUUUUAUUGAUCUGUGUUUGCAAUUGGGAAUCAUCAUGGUGUUGAAACAGAGCUGGAACAACUUCAUGGAGCUCGGCUACCCGUUCCAGAGGGCUGCCAAAAAGAUAUUUGGAAAAUUAUGGCUUAUUCAGAACUGGUGGACAAGGAGAAAAUUAAGACAGCAGCAUGGCAAUAAUGGCAAACCAAUCCUCCCACAAUGGGAGAAGGAUUACAAUCUACAGCCAAUGAAUGCUUAUGGCCUGUUUGAUGAAUAUUUGGAGAUGAGUAAGCCAGUUCUUCAGUUUGGUUUCACGACUAUAUUUGUGGCAGCAUUUCCCCUGGCUCCUCUCCUAGCCUUAUUGAACAAUAUUAUUGAAAUUCGACUUGACGCUUACAAAUUUGUCACUCAGUGGAGGAGGCCAUUGGCUUCGAGAGCCAAAGAUAUAGGUAUCUGGUAUGGAAUUUUGGAAGGUAUUGGGAUCCUGUCGGUCAUUACCAAUGCGUUUGUCAUCGCAGUGACCUCUGACUUCAUCCCUCGCUUGGUGUAUGCAUAUAAGUAUGGUCCCUGUGCUGGCCAAGGGAAGGCAGGACAAAAGUGCAUGAUUGGUUAUGUUAAUGCCAGCUUGUCUGUGUUCCUGGUGACAGAUUUUGAGCAGCGUUCUGAACCAUAUUCAAAUGGCAGUGACUCUUUCGGUACAGAGGUAGAGUACUGCAGAUAUCGUGACUAUAGAGAACCUCCUCAUUCUAAAGAACCUUACGCUUACACACUGCAGUUUUGGCAUGUAUUAGCGGCCCGGCUGGCUUUUAUCAUUGUAUUUGAGCAUUUGGUUUUUAGCAUAAAGAAUCUUAUUGCGUAUUUGAUUCCUGAUUUACCAAAAGACCUUCGGGACAGAAUGCGCCGUGAGAAGUACCUAAUUCAGGAAAUGAUGUAUGAGGCUGAGCUGGAGAGACUCCAUAAGGAACGCAAUGAGCGGAAGAGAAAUGGGAAAGGCUCAAACAAUGAGUGGCCUUGAAUACGAAGAUCAACUACUCCAGGUUGAGCCUGCCUUCUCUUCUCUUUUCUCUUUUUUUUGUCUGUCUUGCAGUCACUUCCUGUGUCUUCUGAAGGUAUCAUUCUACAGACUGGAUAAAAUGCAGCUUCGAUGCAUGUCAGGAGAGAAACAAAAAUAAUCAGUAUCCAGCCAUGAUAGAGUGUACUGUGAAGACUUUUUUGCAACAUAAAAUAUCCUUUAAAUAUUUAUAAUGCUGCCAGCAUGUUGAACAUGUUAUUCAUAUAAGAUACAAUCCUGUACACAGAGUUUUUAAACUUAAGGUAAUUAUUUUACACUGGUUUGAGUUUCUCAGUUCUGCAUCUCUUUCAUCAACCAAACUCCAGAGUUUUACAUGCAUUCACAUUAAAUCUGUAAAUAAGAAAUUCUGAAAACUAUUUUGCAUAACUUCUGUAACCUACUUGCUAUCUCUAAGAUCUAGUUUGAUCCAUAUCUUCACUGAGUAGCAGCUGAAGAAACUGGUCCUGUUUACAGACUUGUAUUCCUCCUUGAAGCUUGCUGCUUCCUGACAUGGAUGUAUGAUGCAAACUAUUUGUAAAUAACCAAAAAGCAGAAUGACAAGAAUUUUGAUGACUUAUCAGUUUGUGAACAGAAUCACAUCAAUUGCUUGUACAUUGUGAUGCAGAGAUCUGAAAUAAAUAUGCAC
This is a messenger RNA of Stegostoma tigrinum, 4364 nucleotides long. Its product is annotated as anoctamin-4. The transcript has 30 exons. The record is from RefSeq and is a predicted model, not a curated record. Gene Ontology annotation, cellular component: plasma membrane. Lineage: Eukaryota; Metazoa; Chordata; Chondrichthyes; Orectolobiformes; Stegostomatidae. Gene Ontology annotation, molecular function: chloride channel activity; protein dimerization activity. The coding region runs from base 179 to 3682 and encodes 1167 amino acids. Gene Ontology annotation, biological process: chloride transmembrane transport.